Marchantia polymorpha subsp. ruderalis is the source of this 3200-nucleotide messenger RNA. The record is from the annotation of a GenBank genome assembly. NCBI's taxonomy places the organism in Eukaryota, Viridiplantae, Streptophyta, Marchantiopsida, Marchantiales, Marchantiaceae.
AUCCGAGUUUCUAGUUUCCUGUAGUGCUCGGCUGCAUAGAGGGCUGAACUCCUCUCAAGUGUCCUCUCCCAUCUCUCUCCUCCCGCCAGUGUGUAUGUGUGUGAGAGAGACUGACGGUGAGAGAGAGAGAAGGGGAGGAGGACGACGACAGAGAGUGUGCGAGCCUUUGGCAUGACAUGACCCACUCUUAUAAGAUCAAAAAAGCUUCUAGUGUCUACUUCAAUUGUGGGAAGGCCAGCCAUGCGGGAAGACAGACAGCAGCCGCAGCUGUCCCACGUAGGCUUUCCUCUCUGUGUGAAACCCAUCCGAGUGUAUAUUUGUACACUGAGCUAGCAGCCAAAUGCUUUUCUCGUCCAAAGUUGUGCGAAUUUUUUAGCCUUGAGUAGAGCGAGGUCGAAGCCAGGCACACACGCGUUUUGCUCUGCUCUGCUCUACAGCAGCUCGGAACGGCAACAGUUUGGGUGCUGUGGAUUCAAGAAGAUGGAAGUGACGCACUUCGAAAGCUGCUGAGAUCACCACAGCGUCGGCAAUGCACAAAGGGUAGCAGCGCAACGAUGGAUCAUGGGCAUCGGAACACUGGCCUCUUGUGUUCAGCAUGCAGCCUGAACACGAUCAUGACGUGAUACCGACCGGUCCGUAGCUGCUGGUCCCAUGGAACUGCGGGUGAGCAUUCUGCUGGUGCUGCUGUGCUGGUCUUGGCCAGGAGCAGUGGUGCACGGGCAGACAUCACGAUUCUUCUUCCCGAACUUUGUUCCUGAUUCCAACUCCCACGCAGGCCUGACCACAAUCGGGUCGUCCUUCGUGCUGUAUGGCCAACUUCAGCUCACCCCGGACAACGAGAUGGCUUCUGCUCCGGACAACGAGAUGGCAGUGGGCAAAGCCUUCUACUCCGAGAGAAUCCGAAUGCGGGACGCCACGACGGGCCAAGCAGCGUCGUUCAGCACGUACUUCACAUUUUCCAUCAACAACUUGAGCUGCGCUCGAGAGCUCUGCGGAGAUGGAAUAGCUUUUCUCAUCUCCCCCGAUGACCACUCUCUGGGAGAGCACGGAGGAAAUUUGGGCAUAUACAACAGCAGCACUGCGGAUGGAGCUCGGCCGAGGCUCGCCAACACAUUAGCCGUAGAGUUCGACACUUAUCGGAACGAGGCCCCAAUCCAGGAUAUAGACGAUAACCAUGUCGGAAUAAACUUGGAGAACGCCACGUCCAAAAUAGUGAAGAGUGCCAAUUCCGUGGACAUCAACCUCAAGGAUGGGAGGGAGCUCACGGCCUGGAUCGACUACGAGAGCUCAAAUCAAAGCCUGCAAGUCAGAAUCGGAAGAAACGCCUCCAACAAGCCCGCCGAGCCUUUGAUCGACUACAUUCUGAACAUGACGGACGUGGUGAACGAAUUCAUGUACGUGGGCUUCGCUGCUGCGACCGGCGACUCCUACGAGCUCCACACCAUCUACUCCUGGAGCUUCAACAGCCACGCCAAGGAGCCAUUCGCCCCGCCCGCAGCUGACCUCGUGCCCACUGACCCAUGGAAUGGGCUGCCCAUCCCUCGCCAGACUCCAGCCUCCGAGCCUCCCUCGUCCUCCCGGGCUUCGCUGUCGAAUGUCCUCACGGGGCUCGUAGUCGGCCUCCCCAUCGGAGUGGGCGUGCUGAUCUUCAUCUGCGCAUUCUUUCUGCUGGGCAAACGACGGAAGCUUUGGCUUCUGAGGAGAAAGAGCCAAGACUCAGGCGAUGCCGCAUUGUAUGGGCCCGAGAGUUUCAGAUACAAGCAGCUGAGCGUGGCCACUCAGGGGUUCAGCGACAAGGAGAAGCUCGGGAAUGGCACAGGAAAUGUGUACAGGGGAGUGCUGGCCUCGACGGGAGCAGUCGUGGCGGUGAAGAGGCUGCGGGAUGUGAACUCGAAGCAGGAGAAGGAGGUGCACGCGCAGCUGUCGACAUUGACCCAGCUGCGCCACCGAAAUCUCGUCCAGCUGCUGGGAUGGUGCCGAGACAGGGGCAAGUACAUUCUCGUCUACGAGUUCAUGCCUCAGGGCAGUCUGUCCAAAGCUCUGUAUCAGGACAUCGAGGCCGGAGAGUGCCUCUCUUGGCCACAAAGGUUCAACAUCAUCACCGGCCUCGCAGAAGCUCUGAACUACCUCCAUGGGCGGUACAAUCAGCAAGUGAUCCACCGCAACGUCAAGUCCAGCAGCAUUUUGCUGGACGAGCAGUUCAAUGCCAAGCUCGGGGACUAUGGCUUGAUUGAAGAGCAGACGAAGAAGAAGGCUGACGCCUCUCAUGCUCAAGCUCGUGAUUCGUUCGGGUACACUGCGCCCGAGGCAUUCCAGACCGGGAAAGGAUCGAUCAAGGCCGAUGUUUAUUCCUUCGGAGCGGUUGCUCUCGAGGUAGCCUGCGGCAGGAGGCCGAUCGAAGGAGCAUUUUCAUCUGAAGAGGUUUUCAUUGUCGAUUGGGUGUGGGGGCUUCAUAGUCAUGGCGGUAUUACCGCCGCGGUCGAUAAAAGAUUGGGAGGGGACUUCGUGGCUGCCCAAGUUCAGGCUGUUCUCUUGGUCGGACUCCUCUGCUCUCAACCCGAUCCCGCCCAAAGACCGUCCAUGAGACAGGUGCUGAAAUAUCUCGCAGGAGAUGCACCAAUUCCUCCGGCCCCUAGGCCGCUGUCUUCAUUCCAACCCUCUCUAAGUGCAGCUAGCUCAAGCAGCAAAAGCUCUAUUCGCUUCUUUCAAAGUAGCAGCUGAUUUAGCAGCCAUGUCCGAAACAGGGUCAUGCAGAGAUUUACUAUACCAGACAUCGAAUCUUCAGUUUAUCGUUUUAAUUUCUUUAAUUUUUUCUGUAGCGUAGUAUAUCUGAGAGCGAACAGCUUAAAUUUCUUUAGGAUCUUGAAGGUGGACGAGAACAUACUCUCAGGGGCUGGCGGUGGUGGAUACUUGGUCUUCAUGAGAUACAUAGCCUGGAUGAACUUUCACGAGACCCGAGCUCCCAGUAGGCAUUACUAGAAUGCAUAACUUCUUGUUGGAUCUUCUACGUAUGUGAAACCUCUUCAGGAGAAUUCUCUUAUGGAUACUCUUCAGAAGUAGAACUUCGAGGGUCAAGACCUCCAAUUGUCCUGAUUGUUUCAAGAAAGAAGCAUGAGUUUCUUGAAGUCGAGAGCAGGGUUUCUCAUAAUUUUAAUACACUUGUACAUUGCGUUCAACAAAGGAAUAUGGGUUUAACAUUG